GGCAGCAUGAAGGCGGCGGCCGCCCUGCUCCUGGUGGGGAUGCUCAUCCUGUGGGCAGAGCUGCCAACAGGCAGCGCCUGGUCCUGCCCCCCGGUCCGCUUCACCUGCGCCCUGCACAACCCACCCAACCAAUGCUUCGUGGACCGGCACUGCCCCCGCGGCAAGAAGUGCUGCCGCACCUUCUGCGGGAGGAAAUGCCUCUCCAAGCCGCCUGCCAUCCCCGUCACCUACGUGUGAGCUCCGGCUUCCAGGACAGACUGAGGGUCACCUCAGGAUUGCCACUCCAGCUCAGCUCCAGGAUCACCCUGUGACAGCUGCUGCACUGUGCU
Melozone crissalis (California towhee) is the source of this 329-nucleotide messenger RNA. RefSeq names its product caltrin-like protein 2. Bases 7 to 237 code for a protein of 76 amino acids. Gene Ontology annotation, molecular function: peptidase inhibitor activity. Gene Ontology annotation, cellular component: extracellular region. NCBI's taxonomy places the organism in Eukaryota, Metazoa, Chordata, Aves, Passeriformes, Passerellidae. The transcript is spliced from 3 exons. The record is from RefSeq and is a predicted model, not a curated record.